CAGAUCCCAUCGCACCCCUCCUCCCUCGCCCCCUCUCUCGCCUCCGCACCCAAACCCUAACUCCACUUCUCUCCCCUCUCUCCCCCGAUUCAGAUGCACUCCUCGCAGCCGCCACCUACCUCCCGCCCCCGAUUCAGCUGAUCUCGCCGCCAGCGCCCGCGCGCCACCACCCGCUCCUCCUCGCCUUCCAGAUCGCGCCGCCACCUCCCUCCCCAUCCCCUCCAUGAUCUCUCCCUCGGUGAGCCACCGGCGAGCCCCUCUGCUGCCCGCGCAUGCACAGCCUCGCCUCCUCCUGCUCUCCAUCGACCCCCUCCGCGUGCUCGCCAUCAUCGCCUCCCUCCGCCGCAUCGACCCCAAGGUGCUGGCGCAGGCGACCAGGAAGCUGUUCCAGGGUGAGCCGAUGAAGAGGCGGAAGGGAAUUUGGAUGUAGAUCAACAACUACGAGGAGGGGGAGGAGAGCGAGAGGGGCAGCGUGGUGGCCAGCAAGGGGAGCACCAUCACGGGAGCCGCGUCCUCCCGGUCCACGGCCACGUCGGGGAGAUGCCGCCGACCUUCGCUGGCGAGCGGCGGCUGUGAGAGUCUGGUGCGGAGGGCGGACUCGAUCAUGAAGUCGCUCUCGUGGUCCAAGGCGGCCCCAGUCACGGAGACGGCCAUCCGCGCCGCCAUUGGCGACAACGCUGUAACUAGCAAGGCUGUGCGCUGGUUGCUGAAGCAGAAGAGAGGGUUGCGUCGUGCGGGCACUGGUGGCCGCCCGGAUCCGUAUGUGUACAUGGCACUUCUUGUUCUGCCAAUCCACGAGCAGGGAGCGGAAGGCGCAGCCAGCGACCAGCGAGCACAUGGGUGGCACAAGUGGCGACGGAGAGCGGCUGGAGACUGCCAGUGAUGAGCGGCGAUGGCAACCUUGAGACCAGCAAGUAGGCGACGGCGACCUCAUUGUGAAGUGGCUGAAUCGACUUGAGGCGGUUUCUUUGAAAUUCUUGGAAAUGCUUUGGCGCCGCCGGAUUCGAGGGUGGAGCCCGAGCCUCCACUGGAGCAUGGAUCAGACGUGCAGGAGGUGGAGCUCCGCAUGGAUCACGACGUGGUCGUCGUGGGGGCCUGGAUCAUCAAGUACACAGGCGGCGUCGGGGGCGGUGCAAUGCCAGCUGCUGGACAUAGUUCACCCUGGGUUGGUGCUGAUGCACAAGGUGAAUUUCGAUGCCAAGACGCAGUACGACAUGAUCCAGAACUACAGGAUUCUCCUGGAUGUGUUCAACAAGUUGCAGAUAGGCAAGUACAUGCGGCGUCCAUCAUCAACGAUGGUGCGGAUUGAUUCAACUGCAGAACCAUCCAUCAUAUCAACACAAAGUCAGAAGCAGUACUUGAAGAAGCAGAUUACAAUGUUUUCUCGUCGUGAAGCACUAGAUAAGCUUGUUCUAUUUAUUUUUCCUGUUCUGGAGUAUUCCAGUAUUCCAGCACCUGAAGACUUGACUACAACAUGUCGUAGGUUGCUUGGAUCUGUAUAAUAUACAUAUGUGGUGGAAAUUUGUAGAAUGUGUGUUCUGAGAUAUUUCCGUAAUAUUCAGCUAAUUCAUGGUAACUUGAUUCA
Triticum aestivum (bread wheat) is the source of this 1585-nucleotide messenger RNA. RefSeq lists its product as uncharacterized. Gene Ontology annotation, molecular function: microtubule binding. The coding region runs from base 984 to 1502 and encodes 172 amino acids. The transcript is spliced from 8 exons. Lineage: Eukaryota; Viridiplantae; Streptophyta; Magnoliopsida; Poales; Poaceae. The record is from RefSeq and is a predicted model, not a curated record.